This is a messenger RNA of Triplophysa dalaica, 1991 nucleotides long. RefSeq names its product protein rapunzel-like. The transcript is spliced from 2 exons. The record is from RefSeq and is a predicted model, not a curated record. NCBI's taxonomy places the organism in Eukaryota, Metazoa, Chordata, Actinopteri, Cypriniformes, Nemacheilidae. Bases 161 to 1342 code for a protein of 393 amino acids.
UUCUCUCUCACUAUAUUGCCGCUCUCUCAGGUCAUUACAAACAUCUUCUAAUCAAAACCUAGGGGGAAUUUUUUUAAUUUCGGACACACGUCGAGAUUUCCAGCGGCUGUCCAUCCUGCCAGGCUUGAAGAACCCGUUUUAAAGCUUCUCUGUUCGGAAAAUGUCCGGUCCACUGGAGAGAGUGGUAGCCCAGAAGAAAGAGGCCAUUGAAGCAGUGAUGGAGAUGUUUGAGAAAGGAGCAGAGGUGGUCGCCAGCGCUGUUGGAGAGUUGUGUCCUCUUUUCGAAGCUGCUGCCCCAGUUUUGAGGCUGGUUCUGGACAAUGUAGAGAGUAAAGAGGUGAUUUAUGUGAAAGAUCAGUUUCUAGCUGUGAGGAGCAAACUGGAUGUCCUUUCAUCUCAACUGGAAGACAUCAACUGUGAGAUAAAAAAAGGACGGAUAGAUUCUCAAUUCUUCUCUGUAGAGGAGAAUAUACUUAACCAGUUUAGAAAAUAUAUGGACAUACUGGAGGCCAAACCGGAGUACAAAGAGGUCAGAAAACGUGUGUUCUUGCAACAUUUUCCCAAAACCGGAGGAGACAAAAAUCUCUUUUUGCUUUAUGAUGCUCUGAUGGGAAACGGCACAUUUGGCGAGCCAGUUCUGGAUGUUAUGGAGGAAUAUGAGGCUAGAAGCAGAAGGAUGAUGGAAGACUUCUGUGUUAGACUGAAGGAGCUUCUCUGCCUGGGGAUAAUCCCUUUACUGGGAUAUUACUUUCUCACUCAGGGAGAGGAGGCGGAGCAAGAGAAGAUUCAAGAGUGGACCACAAAGAUCCAAGAAAUUGAGAGGAAGAUGAAGGAAACCAUCGAGAGAUGUGUGAAUUCAUUUCCAGAACAAGCUGAACUGGACAUCAACAGGCUUGUGAAGGAGAGAGAGGAUGCAAACCUCCAAGAUUUGGCUAAGGAACUGUUGGAAUUCCUGGUGAAGAAGUACGACUGGGUGAGCUGGUCCAUCAGAGUCAUAACUAACAUGAGCAAAUAUAGAGACUUGAGAGCUGGACAAAACUUUCAGUGUGUGGCCGGACAAAAAUAUUUUGAAGUGUCUCAAGGAAAUGACACUAAUCUUAUGGUGUCCUACUGCAGCAACCCACAGCCCGUGCCCGAUGAGAGCGUAAACCAGAUGAUGGACGGUCCUGCCAAGAAAGGAGAUGCUAAAACUGUAGUGGAGGUCCUGGACAAACAGUUAUCCGGAUUUUUGGUUCACGCUAUCAGUCGUCACAAGGAGAGCUUUGCUGUGUCGAGUUUUCCUGAAGAAUGCCAUUACUGGGAAAAACAUAAGAAUGUCAACGUGUGUGUGCAUUCUGAGUAAACAUAUAAACAUGUAUAAAAUUCUAGAUAUAAACAAAUAUACUGGUGCAAUUUCUUCACCUAAACAGCAGCUUUUCACAUAUAUGGUAUUAUUCAUUGUCAGAUUACAAUCUAUUGUCUUUAAAAUUAUUGCACACUCUUCAUUGUCACAUUUAGAGAUGGUACCAAAGUUAUCUUCCUGUUAUUCAAAUAACUGUUAUUAUAUAAAAAAAAUCUCUUUUUUUUAACCAAAUGCAUUCAAUUAUUCAUGUAUUCUUGCUUUGCUAUAAAUGUAUAUGUCUCUAUGACUGAAAUUACCCCUUUAAAGAAGUAUUAUGCAACAUUGCUGUGAAGUUUGUCUAGAAUGUUAAAAGGUAUUGCUGCUUUUGGACUAUUUGUAAUGGUGCCAAAACUGGCAAAUAGGCCUUUGUGAAUGACCUACAUAGAGCCAAUAGAAUAAAAGUGCCCCGUAAAAAAUGAUUCUCAAAAGCAACAAGUUCAAUUGUCUUAAUACAGUACAACACAAAUUGAACCUAUACUCAUAAAAAUGGGAACACAGAGCAUUUGCAAUAUGUAUUUUUUUGCAUAAAAAAAUAAUUGACACCCCAUGCUAUGAAACACAAAACAGGGCCGCAUUAAUUCAAUUACAGCACUUUUACUAAAGUCAGCGU